AUGUUGUGUUUAGAUAAUAAUGUUACACUUUGGAAAAAAGAAGAACAAAAAUGGCUAAAAGAUAUUUUUAGAAAUAUGUAUAAAGACUAUUCAAUGUUGGAACUUCAACAACAAUGUAUACGAGUUGAACAAUGUACAGUCACUUUAAUCCAAUCAACUCCAACACAAGAUGAAUCCGACCGACUAAUGAAAAUCGCAAUCAAUUCUGAAGGCAAAAUCAAUGGAAUGGUUGGAUGGUAUGAUAUUGCCGAUUCCAACGAAGAAGCACUCCUCGCACUACAAGAGCGCUACAAAAAGUCAAUCAUUAGCGUGGAACAUCGACCACUGCUCAUUGGUUUGUGUCCAAUGAUCGACGAUCUCCAAGAGGAAUGGCUAAUCUCGAGAGAGGUGCGUCCACUCAUUAAAUACAUGAUCGAGAGAAACCUGAUAUUCGAAGCACGCGUCAAACCUCAACAUCUCGAGCACAUCUAUAAAUUCCUGAAAGCCUAUCCAAAGUUGCGAGCUAUCCUCGAUUUCAUUGGUCGUCCCAACACCGAAGACCGUUUGAAACAAUGGAAGUCCGAUAUCAAAGCUAUUGCCAGUGUCUCCAAGAAUGUAGUAUGCAAACUCUCUGGUAUCUACAGCGAGACACUCAAACAAUCGAAUCGAAAUGCAAAGUUUGGUGAGAUCUUUUAUAAGGUUUCACCGUUGAUCCGACACCUUGUAAAAACCUUUGGUGCCAAGAGAACUAUGUGGGCAUCCGAUUGGCCAUCGGCAUCACUAACCCAGCAGGAAUGGAAUGAUUUCCUGAAAGAUUGUUUCAAGGGACUGAAAACUUCACAGAUAUUCGAUAUCUUCUUUGUCAACUCAUCAUUAUUUUAUGGUGAAAAAUAUAAUAGCUAA
Molecule: messenger RNA, 882 nt
Organism: Heterostelium album PN500
Lineage: Eukaryota; Evosea; Eumycetozoa; Acytosteliales; Acytosteliaceae
Product: amidohydrolase family protein
Exons: 1
Coding region: 1-882 (293 amino acids)
Molecular function (GO): hydrolase activity
Source: RefSeq, a predicted model, not a curated record